Exophiala aquamarina CBS 119918 is the source of this 1689-nucleotide messenger RNA. RefSeq lists its product as uncharacterized. The transcript is spliced from 2 exons. The record is from RefSeq and is a predicted model, not a curated record. Gene Ontology annotation, molecular function: molybdenum ion binding; oxidoreductase activity. Gene Ontology annotation, cellular component: mitochondrion. NCBI's taxonomy places the organism in Eukaryota, Fungi, Ascomycota, Eurotiomycetes, Chaetothyriales, Herpotrichiellaceae. Bases 1 to 1689 code for a protein of 562 amino acids.
AUGUCUUUCUCAAUCUUUGAGCGAAGACUAGCUCUGCGGACGGUCAAGGCGCUGUCAAAUCAGAGAACCAGCUCUGCGGCCAAUGCCAGAAAAGCGUACUCGUCCAGUCUCCAAGCACGUCGGUCUGAACGUGUCUCAGCCUUCACUCAUUUGGUCUUUGCAGCCGGUGCGACCGGUUUACUGGGUUCUUAUUUCUUCUACUCGGCGCCCGUCGCUCAUGCUGAGGCGCCUCCGGCUGGCAGGACUAUCCGCUUGAGUGAAGUCAGAAAACAUGGCGCUAAAGCGGAACGCCGCUGGGUGGUGAAAGGCAGCAAAGUGUAUGACAUCACAGACUGGAUUCCCAAUCACCCGGGAGGAGAGGUCAUCCUUCGCGCUGUAGGGGGGGUCAUCGACCCAUAUUGGGAGAUUUUCACAAUUCAUAAGAAAAAGGAUGUCUAUGAUAUUUUGGAGCAGUACUACGUCGGUGACCUAGACCCUCGUGAUCUCAUUGACGGCAAGGUACCUUCAAACGAUAUCGAGGAUCCAUUUCAGACCGAUCCCCAGCGGGAUUCGCGUUUAGUCGUCCAUAGCAGUCGUCCUUUCAACGCUGAAACCGCCCCCACCGAUCUCGCAACCUUUAUCACCCCGAACAACACUUUCUACGUCCGACACCAUUUGUGGGUACCCCAGAUAGAUCCAAAAUCCCACAAGCUGCAGAUAGAGUUACCUGAUGGAGAAGAACUCGAGUAUUCUAUGGAGGAUUUGAAAACCAAGGUGGGUCACGGAACAACCUUCAAGCCAGUGACAGUCACAUGUACAUUGCAAUGCUCUGGCAAUCGCCGCCAACAUAUGAACGAGGAAGCGCGAGCUACGAACGGGUUGCCGUGGGACGUUGGAGCAAUCUCGAACGCCGUAUGGACCGGUGUCCGACUCCGAGACGUACUUGCUGAUGCCGGCUUUGAUGUCAAUGAGUAUGAUGACAGCGGCGUCAGGCAUGCUCAAUUUCAAGGUGCAGAGGCCUAUGGUGCUUCGAUACCCAUUGAAAAAGCCGUCGGAAGACGAGAGGAUGUCUUGCUUGUCUAUGAGAUGAAUGGCGAACCAUUGCCCGCCGAUCACGGCUAUCCACUGCGCGUAUUAGUGCCCGGAAAUGUCGCGGCACGGAGUGUGAAGUGGCUCAAACGAAUAGUUCUCUCAGAUGAGGAGUCUCAAUCUCAAUGGCAACAGCGCGACUACAAGUGCUUUGGACCCAAUCAAGGCGGUCAAAAUGUCGACUGGUCAAAGGCUCCUGCCAUUCAGGAGAUGCCAGUGCAAAGCGUAAUCACCUCUCUUCGAAACGCCUCUCCUCGGUCGGCAGAUGACCAAAAGCUUCUUCGUGUUUAUGGCAUGGAGGAAGAUGCCGUUGAGGUUGAGGGUUACGCCUUUGCUGGUGGCGGUCGAAGGAUCAUCAGAGUGGACAUCAGCCCAGAUGACGGUCGGUCAUGGUACCAGGCCGAACUGAUCCCUGAAGAGACGCAUGGCAACAAGUCUUGGGCAUGGACUCGUUGGAGGUGGCUAGUACCAAGGCGUCUCGCGGGGAGACAAUUCGUGGUCAAGGCUGUUGAUGAAGGAUAUAAUGUUCAGCCGGAGUCAUACGAACCUCACUAUAACUUUCGCGGCAAUCUAACGAGUGGGUGGCAUCGAGUGCCCUAUUCAAAGCAGCGCCGCGAUUGA